CUUUGCAAACCAGAAUUGUACACAGACGAUUCCAUCGGCGCUGCGCGCAGUGAAAAUAUUCUAGCUCCGCUCCCGAUGCCGUGUUGAUAGCAGAAUUUCCGUGUUUGUGUGCCUGUGUGGCUGCUUUGAAUAACGCUGUUUACAGGUUACAUGCACCUACCUGGACACAGUGAAACUGCGGGGAAUCACCAUCUCUGUGUGCAACGUAAACGUAUCGGUGCAUCCACAUCCGUGUCCAUCGUCGGUAGUAAUACUGCACUAGGGCCGAUACAGUGUCGAUCUCCAGGGUGUUAAAUUGCUGUAACAAAAAUUUACUUGUGAAAUAGUGUGUUUCCGGAUGUGCUGUACGUUUGGUGCAAAAGGCGCCUACUAAGAAAGCAAGCGGUCGUCCGACGUGGCCCAUGGAAAGAAUGAAUGAAUGAAAAACUUUCAUGUGUUUCGUGUGGUGGCGUGAUCGGGGGUUUGUGUGGAAGUUGAAAGAUGCUGCCAUGUGAAGAAGGUUAACCCGUACAGUUCCAAGGUUGGAUAAUAAUAACCAGCGUAAUAAUAAUCCUAAAUUUUGACCCCCCAUCAAGAGUGAAAUCGAGGGAUAGAGAGAGAGAGAGAGAGAGAGAGAGGAGGGUGGAGUAAGUGCACUAUAGUCAAGCAAAAGUGAAGUGUUGGGAAACCUACCUUACGUAAGGGUGUGUAGUAAGUCAAUAGUGCAGUGGAAAAAGUGCAAUAUUGGAUAGCGGCAACCAAUAGUAUCAUCCGCUGGAGAAUCGCCCCAUUUCGUCAACGUUCGCGGUUCGCGGGGAUUAGCUGCACUAGCCGCGGAAAAGGGGGUGAUUCAUUUGUGGUCGCGCGGCUCCCAGUUCACACGCCUCAGAAUGUCGUUCGUCAGCGGUACGACCGACACCGAGGCGGCACAAAAGUUUCUCGAGGUGCUGCAGAACGAUUUUCGCAAUCUUUCGCUGGAGACGAAGAAGAAGUUUCCCCAGAUCAAAGAGUCAUGCGAGGAAGCAAUCCUGAAGCUGAAAUCGGCCGGAGCGAAUCCACAAACACCGGUGUACUAUGUGGUGAACCAGAUACUCUAUCCGCUGGUGCAGGGCUGCGAGUCCAAGGAUCUCAAGAUAAUCAAAUUCUGUCUCGGGAUGAUGCAGCGCCUCAUCACACAACAGGUGGUGGAUCAGAAAGGGGCCCGCUACAUCACCGACACGCUGUGGAUGCUGAUGGAGAACGGCACCGAAGAGGUGAAGGUGCUGCAGAGUGUCACACUGCUGCUCACCACCAACACGGUCGUGCAUGGCGAGACGCUCGCAAAAACGCUGGUCCUGUGUUUCCGGCUUCACUUCACCAAGGACUCGACAACGAUCAACACGGCCGGGGCGACCGUACGGCAGCUCGUUUCGCUCGUGUUCGAGCGUGUGGUCGCCGAGGAGGCGGAAGCGGACGCGAAUCAAGACGAGCGGCGGGAGGUGAACCUGGAAGAGUUGAAGCUGGCAACGGGCGUCGCUCCGAAGGGGUUGCUGCCGUGCGCGGCAGAUGCGUUUCUGCUGUUCCAGGAUUUGGUGCAGCUCGUCAACGCGGACCAACCGUACUGGUUGCUGGGCAUGACGGAGAUGACCCGAACGUUCGGGCUGGAGCUGUUGGAGUCCGUGCUUACGCAGUACACGUCGGUGUUUUACCGAAACCCGGAGUUUAGCUUUCUGCUGAAGGAGCGCGUCUGUGCGCUGGUAAUAAAACUGUUUUCACCCAACAUCAAGUAUCGCACGAUCGCUCCGCAGGCCGGGGUCGGCGGGGCGGGAGUGCAACCGGGCGGAGGUGCCCCGCACGAUAAGCCGUACUUCCCGAUCAGCAUGCGGCUGCUGCGGGUCGUUUCCAUCCUGAUCCAAAAGUAUCACAGUCUGCUGGUGACGGAGUGUGAAAUCUUCCUGUCGCUCAUCGUGAAGUUCCUGGACCCGGACAAGCCGGCCUGGCAGCGGUCGCUAGCGCUGGAAGUGCUGCACAAGAUGACCAUCCAGCCGGAGCUGCUCAUUUCGUUCUGCCGGUGCUACGAUCUGAAGGAUCAUGCAACGAACAUCUUCCAGGACAUCAUCAAUUCGCUCGGAACGUACGUGCAGAGUUUGUUCAUCAAUCCGCAGCUGCUCAGCGCGUCGAGUGGAACUGGCGGUGUUGGGGCAGGUGGCAAUGCUGGCAGUGGGGGUGGUGGUGGAAGUGGCGGCGGGGUCGGAGGAUCAUCUGGACAGCAGUCGCAGCUGAUGGGCGGAAUGCCGGUGGGCCCGGGGAUCUCGCCGCAGCCGGGGUUCAUUUUUCGUGGCGUGUUCCUACCGCUGGUAGUGACAUUCCCGAGCGGACAGUCGAAGUCCACGUUCCUGGAGAUGUUGGACAAGAUGGAACCGCCGCCCAUCCCGGACGGGUACGGGAUAUCGGUAGCGUACGCCUGUCUGCUCGACAUUGUGCGCUCGAUUUCCCUGUCCAUACAGGGCCCGUCCCAGAUUGGGGAGGAAAAUCCGGCCCCCUAUAUGCAGCGCGUCAGCGAGGCGGACAAGGCACUCCACAUUCAGCUGAUACACUCGAGCUGGCUGGGAUUACUGACGGCGCUGGGUCCGCUGAUUGAUGCCGCGACGGACGAAUCCUCGACCGAGAGCGUGCUGAAGGCGAUCCAGAACUAUGCGGCACUGUGCGGGCUGCUGGAGCUGCACACGCCGCGGGACGCCUUCAUUACGGCGCUGUGUCGUGCCUCGCUACCACCGCACUACGCGCUGUCGGUGCUGAACGUGAACUAUCAGGGCAACGCGUUCAAAUCCCACAUGCGUCUCGGUAGCCAGGACAUGACGGCAGCGGGCAUGGCCUUUCACGGAGGAGGUACGUACGCGGACAUCGAUCAGCAGCAGCAGCAACGGCACCCAGUGGUGGCCGUUGGCACGCCGCUCCCAACGUCCUCACUACCCGUCGGUGCCCACCAGGGGCCGGUACUGCUGACCGCCAAAAACCUGCAGUGCAUGCGGUCCGUGCUGCAUCUGGCGCACUGCCACGGUAGCAUUCUCGGCAGCUCGUGGCACAUCGUGCUGACCACGCUGCAGCAUCUAGCGUGGAUCCUGGGACUGAAGCCAUCCACCGGCGGAAGUCUGCAGGCCGUCCAGAAGCCUCCGACCGACGCGAACUCCAUCACCCAGGUCAUGACGGACCUGCCGGUUCUGUCGACGAUGCUGAGCCAGCUGUUCGAGUCGAGCCAGUACCUGGACGACGUCGCACUGCACCAUCUCAUCGACGCACUGUGCAAACUUUCGCACGAAGCAAUGGAGCUGGCGUACAACAAUCGCGAACCGUCGCUGUUUGCGGUGGCCAAGCUGCUCGAAACCGGGCUCGUAAAUUUGUCACGCAUUGAGGUGCUGUGGCGCCCGCUGACCAACCACCUGCUGGAAAUCUGCCACCAUCCGCACAUUCGCAUGCGCGAGUGGGGCGUCGAAGCGAUAACGUAUCUGGUGAAGGCGGCCCUGCAAUACAAGUACGAGCGACCGUUGAAGGAAAACUUAAAGCUGCAAACCCUGCUGCUAGGGCCGCUGUCCGAGCUGUCCUCGGUGCCGCACGGUGACGUGCGGCAGCGUCAGCUGGAUUGUGUGCUGCUCGUCCUGAACGGGGCAGGCGAGACGCUGUCGCACGGUUGGCCGCUUGUGCUCGGUAUCAUCGGCGCUGUCAGCGACCAUCACGGCGAGUCUUUGAUCCGGAUCGCGUUCCAGUGCCUGCAGCUAGUUGUAACCGAUUUCCUCCCCGUCAUGCCCUGGCGUUGCUUGCCGCUGUGCGUUAAUACGGCGGCCAAGUUUGGUUCACAAACGCAGGAACUCAAUAUUUCGCUGACUGCGGUCGGGUUGAUGUGGAAUAUUUCAGAUUACUUCAACCAGAAUCAGGAAAAACUAUCGCAAACCGUUUGCGACGAUAUGUCGGUGCUGCCGGAUUUUCCGGGAACGUUGAACAUGCCCCACUUCGACCGUUUGUGGAUGUGCUUGUACGCGCGGCUGGGAGAUCUGUGUGUGGAUCCCCGUCCGGCGGUUAGAAAAUCCGCUGGCCAAACACUUUUUUCCACCAUUUCCGCCCACGGCGCACUGUUAAAUCCGCCUACCUGGCAGGCUGUGCUGUGGCAGGUGUUGUUCCCGCUGCUGGAUAAGGUGCGGGCCCUCUCUAGCUGUGCCAGCAACGAGAAGGUGGACACGAGUGGUAACAUUCUGAUUCACCAUUCGCGUAACACGGCCCAAAAGCAGUGGGCCGAAACUCAAGUCCUCACGCUGUCCGGCGUGUCAAGGGUAUUUAACACCAAACGGGCGCUGUUGCAGAUGUUGGGCGAUUUUCCCCGCGCUUGGGCGCUUCUGCUGGAGUUUAUCGAAAAUUCGGCCCUCAGCAAAAGCAACGAAGUGUCGCUAGCGGCUUUGAAAUCAUUCCAGGAAAUUCUCUACAACCGUCCCACGGCGGCUCCAUCCUCUGCAACGGGUCCAGCUGCCCCGUCGGGCGGUGCAGAUGAAACGAAUGCGGUGCGAACAACGCCUGCGGCCGCCGCCGAAGCCGACAUUUGGAACGUUGCGUGGCGCGUGUGGUUGAAUAUCGGUGCCGAAAGUACGAAACCCCCCACGCUCGGUGACCUGUCGGAUAAGGGCAACGCCGGUGCCAGUACCGCCGGGCCCGGCACUGAGGACCUGUACAUCCCCAGUCAAGCAUUUUUGACUGCGCUCGUACACAUCUUUCCCGCACUGUUCCAGCACAUUCGGGCACGUUUCAAUAGCAAGGAUCUGACGCAACUGUGCGCGGUGCUAAUGAAUGCUGUCGCCGUGCCAGUGCACAGUGACUCGACGCCUUACAUUAUGUCCACUAUUUCGGAUUCCCUGCUGACGCCAUUACACGACGGCGUGCUCGACUGUAUGGAAUUGCUGCAGAAGGAAGCGAUCCAGGCUGGGAGCGGAAUUGGGGGCAGCGGGAUAAAAAAUAUGAUAUCGGCCAUUUUUAAGCAAUUGUUAAGUUUCAGCAAGUUUGCCUGUGCUCCCCCGAGCUUCGACCGCAUCGAAACAAGACCACUGAAAUCAUCGCGUAGUGGGAGCGGUGCGGGCACAAACACGGGUAGCAAUAGCUCCGGCGGGCUCAUUCACCCCGUUUCGUCCACAUCGAACGCAAACGGUGUGGAGUGGGUCAGCAUGAACUACAUUCCGUUCGGCGAGAAAGCACUCACCGUGGCGGUGAAGCUUUACCAACAGACGGCCAACGAUAUGGCCGUGAUAGAGGGACAGAUACUGCACGAAAUUAUCAAAGCACUGCAUCUUCCACUGUCGCUAAAGUACAAGUGCAUGUCGUCGAGCACUUGGAAGCUGGCUAUCUCUAGCUUGAUCAGCGUGCUGCAUACAGGGCUGCCGGUUGCGCGUAAACACCCGAAGCAUUUUGCCUCGAUGUGGAAAGAUUUGGCCGACACACUGGACCAGUUUUUGUUUACAAAGAGCAUUUGCAUCGUUGAGGAUCGCGGUCUCGAUGAGCUGAUCCUGGACGAAACGAUCGACUGCCAGGUGAUCGAACUGAUACGCGACGAAAUUCUCCCAUACAGCCAAGAGAUUCCGCAACAAUUCAUCCUGGACGCGGUGGUGAUCCUGAACAAGGGUUCCAUCCAUUCGGCAACCACCGGCAGCACACCGUUCGCUGGCUGCGAGACAGAACUGAAACUGCGCGAAGAGUUUGCAAAGACCUGCUUCGAAACGUUGCUUCAGUUUUCGCUGCUGGACGAUCGUGUCGGCACGGCAGCCGCCGGUGCGGUCGACGAAAAGGAAACCAAUCUGGCAAACAACAACGCCACACUGUGCGAUGGCCAGGGCGGUAAAACGACCGAGGGUGGUAUUGCGGGACAGUUAGCAAUAACGGCCCUGUUGCAUCGGUUCGAGGAAGUGCUCAGAAAGUUUAACGAAGACGAACGGUUGAGUGGCAAGUUUCCUUUACCAAGGUAUCGCUUGUCGGAAAUAUCGUUCGUACUAAAAGCCGUCGCUACUCUUGUGAUAUCCAUGAAGAAAGCACCACCCGCCAAAGUGGGUACUACCGCCUGGGAGCAAUUGAUCAGCCUGUACCCCUACCUGGUGGACUGUACGACCACGAGUUCGGCGGAGGUAUCUCGUUCGCUGCGUGAGGCACUGUUGCAGUACUGUGAUUUGUUACGACCUCCGUGCACGGCAACCGGUGCCGAUGCAAACGGGCAUCCCCGCGCAGGCCAACAAGGCAACGCCCUUGCUACUAAUAAUAAUGACAUAGUGAACACAAACGGUAUCAGCCACUGUUAGCUGAUGUCCAACACCUCGUCCAGUUUCUUCUUCCUCGUAUGGUACGAUUCUGGUUUGUUGAUGAAGUUACUGGUCUAGGUCGACAUGUUCUUCGCAUCGUACAGCGACUGACUAUCGCUAGACAGGAAAUUAGCAAAUGAAUGAUGGUAUUUGCUUUAUUAUCACAAGUGGGAUCGCCAAAAAUUACUAAGCGAGUGACACCUUUGUCAAACGAUGCAGCGAGAACUUUGGAGCAAAAAAAAGAAGUUCACACAAAAAUUAAAGCAUAAAUAUGUUUCAAAGAAGCAGAACUAUAUAGUGGGAAAGGAAUGCACUUAUAAAACAGUUAUCUAUCUUUGUUAGCAUUAGCGCAAUCCGUUCAUACAAUUUAUGUGCAAAUUUCCAUACAUUUUGUUUAUAUAGUGAAGAGCUGCUACAAAGGGCUUCUCUGCUAAUGCGUUUGACAUGCAUUUGAAGCAAAUUCAUUACUCUGCCCGUUUCAUCAUGGUUUAAAUUGUACUAAGUAGCUCGUUAUUGUAUUAGAAUUUACCCAUGAAAAGUCGUUACGCCAGCGUUCUAUCGUGAAAGUAGGAGAAAAGGUUUAGCUUCGGCAACAGUGCAUCCGGUGCAACUCCAUUCACGAUACCACUAUCCAUUUUCCCCAUUACAGGCAGCAGUUGCUAGACAAGUAUUUUUCCCUACCUUAAUACCAAUGCAGAAUAUAAUUUUCUUCAAGUAGCGUAGCAAAGGUUCCUCGUAGUGUUUCUGAUUAAUUCCUUCGUCCGUUAGCGCUCACAUGUUGCACGUUUCUCUUCUACGAAAACAAUAUUCAUAAUACGCCAUAAAAACUUAGUAUGAAACCACCACCUCUUUCGCAAAUGCAAUUUCCAAUCGCAUUUUUCCAACGUUCCUUGUUCCGUGUUCCAGUUAGCACUAUUAGCAUAUUAGCAGCAUUUAUACGUUUAUUCCAGCUGCGUAGUACGAGUUAAAGUGAAAUAGAUUAAAACAUCAUCUUAGCCACUGCAUGGUUGGUCAACGUUUGCUAUUGGAUUACAAUGUGAGUUGAAUUCGUUCGCUAUAUAUGUUUUGUUUUAAUCAGAUUUUUUUUUUCAACACAACAUUUAACUCAUAAGAAACAUUGUACGAACUUACGCAAACUGUGCAAAACUCUAGAGGGAAACUAAAGAAAAGGAUACGGUAGGGGGUUGCAAAAUCUGAUAUCCUUGCCUUGACCUAAUUCCUAUUAUUUGACCCGCACUUAAGUAGUUCAUAACGAAACAAACACAAAAAUAAAGCAAACAAAUCUUAAAUGGUUGUGUUAUAUGAAGUGAAUAAAGGUUUAAAAUAGAA
Molecule: messenger RNA, 7613 nt
Organism: Anopheles coluzzii
Lineage: Eukaryota; Metazoa; Arthropoda; Insecta; Diptera; Culicidae
Gene: mon2
Product: protein MON2 homolog
Exons: 8
Coding region: 870-6284 (1804 amino acids)
Source: RefSeq, a predicted model, not a curated record